Rhagoletis zephyria (snowberry fruit fly) is the source of this 1916-nucleotide messenger RNA. RefSeq lists its product as uncharacterized. NCBI's taxonomy places the organism in Eukaryota, Metazoa, Arthropoda, Insecta, Diptera, Tephritidae. The record is from RefSeq and is a predicted model, not a curated record.
AUCCGAUUCGACUGUGCCCAGUGUUUCGGUCCAAAUCGCCGGAGGAUCGCCUUCGUGAAGUGUUAGUGCAUCGGUACUGUACUAAUUGCUUGUCCGGGAUGCAUCGUGCCGCUCAUUGCACUCAUCCGGGAACUUGUCGACGCUGUAAAGAGCAACACCAUACAAUGCUCCACAUCGAUCUACCAGGCGAUGAACAACCGCGGCAGCGACGACCAACAAGGGCCAGUCGCAAUGACGCAGACGACAGCGAUGCGAUUUCGUUAGUCGCGUCCGAGACUGGAGCGGAAACAAUUGCUUUCCGCCCGGACUUGGAGGAAGGGGAAUUGCUAAGCGCUGGAGCGGAAACCAGUGCUUUCCGCCCAGACGAAGCGCCCGGAAUGGAGUCAAAUGCACUCCAUCCGGAUUCUGCGAGCGAGCUAGAGUUGGAACCCCAACAUUUCGGACAGCUCUUACGAUACCAGCCAAGAGAGAGCGGAUUGGAAAUUAGAACUUUCCAACCGCGAUACUAUACCUCAUACCCCCAACCUCGACGACGAAGUAACCACCCACGGCAUAAGCGUCGCAACGGGAGAGUGGAAUCACACGCAUUCCACCUCCCUAAAAGAACCGGAUUUCGGUCUGGUCAAGAUCACGCCCCAAUGAAUCCGAUACAACAACUUACCGCUUUUGCGCCAACAGCCAUAGUGAGGGUAGAAGCAGGAGGACGCUUGCACCUGGUAAGAGCUUUGAUUGAUCCGUGUGCCGCAACAUCCAUUAUCGCAGACGACCUCGCGCGAGAGCUGAAGCUCAGUUUAACGGCAGUCGGCAAUCAACGAGGGUGUUUCAUAAAACUACGCGGAAAACACGGAAAUUCCACGACCAUAACAAUGCACGCGGUGGCCGUAUGGAACUAUCGGCAACAAACGCCUUUAAAAAGUCUCGAUGCCACGGUCGUAGCACCAUACAACAAUAUAAAGCUCGCUGAUCCUCAGUUCCACAUCGCAGCUCCCGUCCGCUUCGUGCUAGGUGCCGAAGUUUUCACUAAGAUGUUCUUAGGCGCCAUUCCAGCGGGAACUCUCGGUGCGCUACUAGCGCAAAACACCAUUUUCGGAUGGGUACUGUCAGGCGCAUGCUAAACACAUUUUUGUAUGACUUUAUUUUGUUUUUUUUUUCCAUGAUGAAUCAAUAACUGAAAAUUUUUCGUAUAUAUAUUUUGUUAUAUUUCAUGAGUCAACUUUUUUUUCAAAAUGAAUUAUUAUAUUAUUAACAGUGCAGUUGAAUUUGAAACCCACGUCUUUUAUUUUUAAACUUUCUUUCCUUAUAGAAUUUAGGUCCAUAGAUGAAGAACUGAAUUGGAGAAUCUAGAUUUAACGUAUUUUUAUCGUGUAACGUGGUAUAGAGGUUGGAUCACAUGGUUCUUUGGAUGUUGCUUAUAGCAAGGGGGCCGGCAUGUUUAGGCCUCCGCCUAAAUAGAUUAGAAAGAGGACACCCUAAUGUUUAACAUUGCGUUAACAUUGCCGCUGUUAACUUUCCCCACGCUUUCUAUUUGUUUCCGUUAUUGGAAUAGUACUACUUGAAAACAUCUUGGCAGGCUACCGCCAUUAUAAUAAAAAACUGUUCACUUACUUCUUUUGCGAGCAUCCAGAGAAGAGGACGUGAUCCAGCCACCAUACUACAGCGUAUUCAAAGCAACGGAACUUAACGAAACAAUAGUGAAUGGCCAAUGGACAAAUACAUCCUGCAGCAGGAUGCUGACAAGACAAUCGCAGUUUCAGUACAAAUCACAUCGCAUCGCAUCACAAGGGGUCAUCACAAUGGUUAUCUUUACGAGACUUCCGCCUCUAUGUGCACACAAAUACAAAUUAUUUAUUCACUUUUCAAACUUAUUCCAACUCUUCAGUUCAUUUGAUAUUGGAUCACUAGUCUUAUUGUAUGGA